AACUAGGAUCACAAGGAGUAACAGGAGACUUCUGAUAGCAGAUUGGUUGAUCCUAACCUUGAUAUAAAGAAAAUUUCUGCAUCAUUGUACAAAGUGUGAGCCAUCGUCAGUAAUCUGUGGUGUCGGUGCUAGUUCAGACUUUUGCCAUGAGGUCACAGAUGGUCAUGUCUUUGUGUUAUAUCAGCCUCUUAUGCAUGCAGCAGCUCCCAGGAUUACAACCUCUACCCUCUCCAAACCUUCUGCUGCUUCCCACUCCCAGGGAGCCCCCUUCCAAAGAGAAUCAUGAUCAGGAGGGAUACCUUACAGACUAUCAAACUAUAACCCCAUCUCAGAAUGAACUGCGGAUAGAUCUUCGAGCUCUGCAGAGGAAGAAGAGACGAGCUCACCGAUCACAGCCUGUACGACUCAUGCGCGUUGGCUGCGCUUUGGGAACCUGCCAAGUGCAGAAUUUGAACUACAGAUUAUGGCUGCUGGUGAGACGGGCAGGAAUGGAGGAAUCUCCAAUUCAACUCAGUAACCCACACAGCUAUGGCUGAGAUGCACGGAUCAAGGCUUCACGGACCAUAUAGAAUUCUUAUCCAAACCAGCAUCAGUUUGCCAGAUUUAGAGAGAACUGUCCUGCUAAUAAAUACACUGCUUCAAAAUCAUACUGAGUCCAGGUUCUUUCUGGCAUGAUACUCACUCCAAAGAAUCCGCAUGUUUUUUGCUGCAAGUGCUUUUGCUAUAUGUUAUAUUUUAUGUAUUUUGAUAGUAUUAAUAAAGUAGUAUAUAUCCACCAAACCAGAUGCUAUAGUUAGAUUGACAGCAAC
Messenger RNA from Spea bombifrons (plains spadefoot toad), 809 nucleotides. RefSeq names its product adrenomedullin 2 (gene ADM2). Gene Ontology annotation, biological process: positive regulation of heart rate; regulation of systemic arterial blood pressure; adenylate cyclase-activating G protein-coupled receptor signaling pathway. The record is from RefSeq and is a predicted model, not a curated record. The transcript is spliced from 3 exons. NCBI's taxonomy places the organism in Eukaryota, Metazoa, Chordata, Amphibia, Anura, Pelobatidae. The coding region runs from base 147 to 536 and encodes 129 amino acids.